AUGAAAUUAAUUCUAUCACUAUUAGUUAUCUUUACGAUUUUGGCAUCUGUAAGCCAAGCCUCUAACGAUGGAGCAAAGUGUGAUCUAUGUCAAAUACUUGUUAGACGUGCAGAGAUGAUGGUUCUAAAGAAUGAAACACAACAACGUAUCAUCAAGUCAAUGGAGAAGACAUGUUCACUCUUACCCGCUAAACUCUCACGUCCAUGUGUUGCAUUGGUAGAUUUCUAUGGUCCACUCAUCAUCCAAAAGAUCAUCCAUCACGAACGACCAAAGUUGGUUUGUCAACAACUACGUAUCUGUGGCGUUAACGGCCAAUGUGACGACAACGACAGUGAUUUCACUCUUGACGAAUUGGCAGAGGUUUUGGAAGAAUACUACGAAUUGGAAAACUAUGAAUCCGAAGAUGUUGUUGAUUUCGAGAAUGAUGAAGUUGAAUUUGUCACUGCCGAGAACUUGAGAAAGUGGAAACCACAUAUUCCAGGAAAGAAUAUCAUCAAGAAGUACAAGUGCAAAGCAUGCAAUUUCCUUGUUUCGCGCGCUGAGCACAUGGUAAAGAUCAACAAGACAGCCCAAGAAAUCCAGAGCCAUUUGGAACACUCUUGCAAUACCUUUGGUGUCAAGCCAGCCGUCAAAGUUUGCAAGAAGAUCGUACACAAAGCAACUCACAGUAUCAUUAAUGAGUUGAAGAAGAAUACUUCACCAGGACACGUCUGUAAAGCUAUUAAGAUGUGUUAA
Heterostelium album PN500 is the source of this 735-nucleotide messenger RNA. Its product is annotated as saposin domain-containing protein. Gene Ontology annotation, cellular component: lysosome. Gene Ontology annotation, biological process: sphingolipid metabolic process. The coding region runs from base 1 to 735 and encodes 244 amino acids. The record is from RefSeq and is a predicted model, not a curated record. The transcript has 2 exons. Lineage: Eukaryota; Evosea; Eumycetozoa; Acytosteliales; Acytosteliaceae.